GCCCACGCUGCCGCCCUCCCAUCAUCUUCACAGCCGAGAGAGAGAGAGAGGCCAUCUCCCCCUUCCCGGAAACGCAUUCUUGCCGGGGACAAAAGCCUCACGUCCCGUCACCUUCACCUUCGCCACCGUUCACACCCCCCGCGACGCCACCGCCACCUUUAUAUCCUUCUCCCCGCCACAUCCUCGCUCCUCGUCUCCGCCGCGAGCUUCACCUGAAUCCGAUCCGAUCACCCUUAGCAACCCAGAUGUUCCUCACCGACAAGUACCACGCGCUUCUCCCUUUCCACGCCAGCGGCGGCGGCGUGAAGGAUCACCGGCGGAGGCCGGGCAAGGCGGUGCCCGGGGCGGCGGGUGGUGGUCCCGGGUCCGCCCGGUUCGGCGCCGCGCUGUCCGCGAGGCUCGGGAGUUUGCUGCCGCUGCCGGCGUCGCCGUUGGCUGCGUUGGCGCGGCUCGCGGAUCUCCUCGCGCUUGCCCUCGCUGACGCUGUUCCCGCGUUGGCUGGUGAGGGGGACGCGGCCGCCGUCGCCGCGCACCUCGACGCCGGGGUCGCGCUGCUCGACGCCUGCAACGGGAUCACCGCGCGCCUCGACCGGCUCCGCCGCCGCCGCCUGCUGUCCCGGUUCGCGCUCCACCUCCUCUCGUCGUCGUCACCACCGCUGCCUUCCUCGGUCCGCCGCGCGCGCGCCGCGCUCGCCGACCGUGACGAGCGGGCCCCGGCGUCGCCUCCCCCGCCGCUCCCUUCUCUCCCGUUCGACCAGCCCCGCGACCGCGUCUCCGGCGCCGCGACCGUCCUCCUCGCCGUCGACGCCGUCUCCUCGCUCGCAGCGGCGGCCGCGUCCGCCGUCCUCUGCGGCGACGCCCUCCACCAGAUCGCCUUCCCCCUGGUCUCCGGCGAAUUCCCGUGGACCGAGGCCUUCAACGCCGUGUCCAUCCAGCUCGCCGCCCUCGCCACCAAACCCAGCGAGGUGGACGCCGUCGACGAGGCCGUCGGCAAGCUCAAAUCCGUGCUCGACAACGGCGACGGCGACCUCGACGAGGCGGCGCUGCGGGCGGCGGUGCAGGAGGUGGAGAGGCGGACGGAGGAGCUGACGGCGCCGUUGGACCGGCUGUCCGACGCCGUCAACGGCGUGUUCCGGGCGGCGCUGUGCCUCCGCAACGCGGAGCUCGGGAGCAUCAUGGUGGGACCCGCCGAAAAGACGCCGUGUAAAUAGCCGUUUCCACCGUGUGUCGUCCGUAGCCAUACUGGUAUGUCACUGUAUAAAUACAAGUAUAAUUCUGGAAGUAGUACAGUUCUACAGGUACAGGGCAACAUGGGGUGGUGUCUCAGCCAAAUGCAGUGGUUUGGUGCUUUUUCUACCAGCUGUUACUACUAUCUGUGUGUCAAGGUUGCCACAUAUGAGAACACAGUGCAAUUCGCACCCUUUUGCAGAUGUGGAAUCCAGUAAAAACUUGGGAAAACCGUGGCAACUGUUCACCUACCUAUGUAAUUUUGCGGCUUCAUACAUACUGUAUGUAUACCAUGAGGAACUUUGUGAAGAAAAUCUCUCUUACCGACUUCACCAGUUGAAACAGACACAUUAAUGAAACAAUCAGCUUAUUAUGGCUCA
Messenger RNA from Oryza sativa Japonica Group (Japanese rice), 1607 nucleotides. RefSeq lists its product as uncharacterized. The record is from RefSeq and is a predicted model, not a curated record. NCBI's taxonomy places the organism in Eukaryota, Viridiplantae, Streptophyta, Magnoliopsida, Poales, Poaceae.